Molecule: messenger RNA, 2360 nt
Organism: Hibiscus syriacus
Lineage: Eukaryota; Viridiplantae; Streptophyta; Magnoliopsida; Malvales; Malvaceae
Product: RNA polymerase I-specific transcription initiation factor RRN3-like
Exons: 16
Coding region: 108-1961 (617 amino acids)
Biological process (GO): transcription initiation at RNA polymerase I promoter
Cellular component (GO): nucleus
Molecular function (GO): RNA polymerase I general transcription initiation factor activity; RNA polymerase I core binding
Source: RefSeq, a predicted model, not a curated record
CACUUUCAUACAUCCCGCCGCCGCCAAGCGAGUCUCCUCUCCUCCUCCACUCUCUUCACCCAAACCCUCUCUCUGUUUUCAAGUUUCCGCAAAUCGAACACAAGAGUAUGGGAUUGGAAUUGCCGAAAUACCCAGAGAUGGAGGAAGACAACGUUCUCAAUUUCACUGAUUCUGAAAUAGUUUCUCAUGUCAAGAAUGCCCUCACAUCCGUACUAUCCGGUGAUAGCAACAGUUAUGAUCAGCUUGUUGGGGUCAUGCACCAUUCCAAGUAUCUUGCUCCUGAUGAAGUCGCCUUACUCGAGACUACUUUGAAGGCUCUAGCCGGGGCAGUAUCCUCUAUAGACAUUACUCAUCAUGAUUCUCUCCUUUCUGCUAUUUUUAGUAUGAGCAUGUGGAACUAUGGGCCUCAUGUUGCAGAUGCUUUAACCGAACUCAUAGUGUCCCUCGCCAUUUCGAAUGGGAAGUAUCUUGAUUUAUGUCUUCGCAUGCUUGUCAGCAAUUUCACCCCACCACCUUAUUUCUUGGAUAAACUAAAACUGCCACGCAGUCUCGAGAGGAAGGGCCAAGUUCUUUCUCGGGUACACUUGGCUUUCAAAAAGAUAACUGAUUAUGUCCCUCUUGCUCCCUUGAGAUUAUUGACUGUAGUUCUGCAAGGAAUGCCAACAAUUUAUCACAAGGACCGAGCGGUUGUGAUAUAUGUGGAGAACAUGUUAAAAUUAGAGAGUGGUGAAAUUGGAGAACUCGUUGGAAGCACAAUGCUUAUGGCUGUGGUGGACCGGCUGAUAGAACUAGAUGUGGAGAUAGGAUGGGAUGCCAUUUUGCAAGAUGAUUUCAGCAAAGGCAUAUUUGAGAUGGAGCUUGAAGAUAUGGAUGACAUUGAGGAAAAUGAUGAGCCUGAUGUUGGAGAGUUUCGGUUAAGCCGUAAGAGUCUGGCUGGAAACAGCAUUGCUGAACUGCUAGAUAACCUACUGGUUUUAACUUUUGAACAUUUUGAAUCUUGUGAAAGGGAAGGCCGCUUAGCUAAGGUAUUUGAAACACUUCUCCAGUCGUUUCAGAUAACAGUUCUGAGUGCCUACAAGUCAAAAUUUGCUCAGUUUGUUAUAUUCUAUGCUUGCGCAUUAGAUCCUGAAAACUGUGGUAUGAGAUUUGCCACAAUGCUGGUAGAAUUAUUUGUCAAAUACUCACAGCCCCAACCAACCAGGAUGAGUGCUGUAGCUUAUCUUGCUAGCUACUUAUCUCGAGCGAAGUUUCUGUCUGCCUCUUUUAUUUGUAGCAUGCUAAAAAGGUUGGUGGAUUGGUGUUUGGAAUACUCUGAAACCCAUGAUGGUGAUAUAAAUCCAAAUGCUCAUCGAGUUUUCUAUUCUGGGUGCCAGGCAAUUAUGUAUGUUCUCUGCUUUCGAAUGAAAGCUUUUGUGAAUGUUCCGCGUAUGAAGUUACAACUUCUCAUGCCACUGGAACAAGUCUUGAAGCAUAAAUUGAAUCCUUUGAAGGUAUGCCUUCCAUCUGUAGUGGAGGAGUUUCUCCGACAGGCGAAAGCAGCAUCUCUCUUCACUGUGAGUGAAACAUUCAUUUUUGAUGGGCUGCUAGAGUCAGAACUUUCAAGGGCAUUUGGCGGCCUCGAAAGGCUCGACACAUUUUUCCCCUUCGACCCGUGCUUGCUGAAAAGAAGUGACAGUUUCAUCCGACCUAUGUUUGUGUUCUGGUCAAUGGUAAAACCAACAUACGAUGAUGCUGACGCUGACGAUGACGAAGGCAGCAGUGAUGAUGAGUUGGUUCAGGAUCAUGAGAAUGAAAAUGAGGAUAUGAUGAAUGGUAUCGAUAUGGAUGAAUUUGAUGGUCAAUUGCAGAAAAUGUCGAUAACGCCUAAGAGUACCUCGAGUCAUAAGUUUGGGGGUCGAUAUCAAGAACAAGCAAGAAUGCCUAGUAGAAUUAGGCCCUCUACAAGCCCAGAGUCAUUAUGAUUGGAAGGGCGAUGAAGAGAUGGAUGAAUGUAUGUAGUAAUGCAUGUCCAUUUUGCUUGCAGAAUCAAAUACAAGAGAAAUUGAUAUUAAUGUGUGGGAGAAGAAGAUUAGCCGACAUUUCAUGCAGAAGUUGGAGCAUAUGGAUGAAGGUAUUAUUUACUGUGAUUGUAAAAAUUAAGUUAAAAUCUGUUUUAUUAUUUUUCUUUUUUUUUGUAGUAGUUUUCUAUGCCCGUGCAAUUAAUUAAUUAUCAUCUCUUUCAAACCUCCAUCACAACUGACAUUAGCUUUUCAUUCUUCCCUGCUAUUUAGCACAGACAAAAUGUUGUAACAUAUUUACCCAAAUUUCUACAUUUUGAGCUGGUUUCGUAUGCAUGCCAUUUACGCUACUUUUAUAUUUUA